GUUUCCAACUUGGAGACUACACUCUCGCCCCCUUCUUCCACCCACUUUCCUUGCAGACCGACCCAAGACCUUUCAUCUGUCUAUAUAUAUUUCAUUACUCUUCGAUUUCUUUUCUCAGAAUUGAUAAUCUUUCCACCUUCUUCCACCUUAGCAUCCAUCUCAUCAGCAAUGGAAUUCGAAUUUAUCGAUACUUCUCUUGGUUUGGACCUCAAGCCUAAUCCUCCUGCGAACAGCCUUGGCGACUUCUCUCCUAAGAGAGGAGAUUGUGUGGAUGUGUAUGAGGAAAGGAAACCCUCUCCAGUAUUGAAAGAAGACACUGGUGGUUUGGUAGAAGAGUUGCGUAGGAUGAGCACUGAGAACAAGAAGCUAACUGAAAUGCUAUCAAUCAUGCGUGAGAAUUACAAUGCUUUGCAGAAUCACUUGAAGGAAUUGAUGAGAAAGAACUCUGAUCAUCAGCUCUUUAAUUCAAGGAAGAGGAAGGCUGAAAGUGAGGAUAAUAUCAAUAAUAUUCAUGGGAUUAGUGGAAAUAAUACUGAGAGUAUCUCUAGUGAUGAAGAUUCAAGUAAGAAGCCAAGAGAAAGCACCAAGGGAAAGGUCUCUAGAGUUGUUGUAAAGACCGAGAAGUCUGACAAUAGCCUGCUUCUGAAGGACGGAUACCAAUGGAGAAAGUAUGGGCAGAAGGUCACCAGAGAUAACCCUUCUCCCAGAGCCUACUUCAAGUGCUCCUUUGCCCCAACCUGCCCUGUCAAAAAGAAGGUGCAAAGAAGUGCUGAAGAUCAGUCUCUUCUGAUAGCCACUUAUGAGGGGGAGCAUAACCACCAGCAACCUUCACCAGUUGAGGUGUCAUUAGGCUUCAACCGAGCUGCCACUCCUGCUUCAGUCCUCAGCCCAGCCUCCAUGGUCUCUCCACGCCCAACAGUAACUCUGGACUUGAUCCAACCUGGAUUAGCUAACAACACUGCCAAAAAUUCAGUCCAUGACGUUAAAGAAAAGCCAGUAGUCCAGCAGUUCUUAGUCGAACAAAUGGCUUCUUCCUUGACAAGAGAUCCCAGUUUCACUGCAGCCCUUGCAGCAGCCAUUUCCGGAAGAAUUUUAGACCAAACUCAGGUAGAAAAAUGGUGAAAAAAAAACAAGACAUUUUGGGGGGAAAUUUUAUGUAUUCUGCUUGGUUCAUUCCCAGAUUAGAGAGUACCUAUUUGAUGUAUAUAUGAAUUUUAAAGUCAUGCAGAAUUUUAGUUCUAGUUAAAAGUACUUGUGCAAUAUUCUUGAUAACUUCCAUUCCUUGGCUCAA
This is a messenger RNA of Vitis riparia (riverbank grape), 1291 nucleotides long. Its product is annotated as probable WRKY transcription factor 40. The transcript has 5 exons. The record is from RefSeq and is a predicted model, not a curated record. Gene Ontology annotation, molecular function: sequence-specific DNA binding; DNA-binding transcription factor activity. The coding region runs from base 169 to 1122 and encodes 317 amino acids. Gene Ontology annotation, biological process: regulation of DNA-templated transcription. Lineage: Eukaryota; Viridiplantae; Streptophyta; Magnoliopsida; Vitales; Vitaceae.